Scomber japonicus (chub mackerel) is the source of this 750-nucleotide messenger RNA. Its product is annotated as cyclin-dependent kinase 5 activator 2-like. Lineage: Eukaryota; Metazoa; Chordata; Actinopteri; Scombriformes; Scombridae. Gene Ontology annotation, cellular component: protein kinase 5 complex; cytoplasm. The annotation marks the transcript as partial. Gene Ontology annotation, biological process: positive regulation of cyclin-dependent protein serine/threonine kinase activity; brain development; activation of protein kinase activity. The record is from RefSeq and is a predicted model, not a curated record. Gene Ontology annotation, molecular function: protein kinase binding; cyclin-dependent protein serine/threonine kinase activator activity. The transcript has 3 exons.
AAGAAGAAAAAGAAGAAGAGGCAUCCGGUGCUGCUGCACGCGCUCAGAUGGAAGAAACGCCUCGUAGCCGCACGAGUCAAGAGGAAGGGCGGGAAGAAAGUCAAACCUGCGGUGUCCGAGCCGGGGCACGUGCAGCGGGAGCAGGCCGCCACCGACAGCCGCCAGCGCGCGCUGAAGGCCGGACACAGACCAGGACCGAUCCCGGUCCCGGUUCCCACUGUCCCGGACCAGAACCAGAGCAGACCGGACCUGAUCAUCUCACCGCAGAGGGUGGUGGUGCAGGCGUCCACAGGUGAACUUCUUCGUUGUCUUUCAGACUUUCUGUGUCGUCGUUGUGUCAAACUUAAAGAGCUGUCGUCCAAUCAGAUCGUCUUAUGGUUCAGAAAUGUGGACAGAGCACUGCUGGUUCAGGGCUGGCAGGACCAGUGCUUUAUCAGUCCUGCCAGUCUGGUUUUCGUUUACCUGCUGUGCAGGGAGGCUGUGGAUGAGGACACGUCUUCAGAGCAGGAGCUCCAUGCCACAUUCCUUACCUGCCUUUACUUGGCCUACUCCUAUCUUGGCAAUGAGAUCUCAUACCCGCUCAAGCCUUUCCUGGUGGAAUCUAGCCGUGAUGCAUUCUGGGAGCGGGCGUUGGAGCUGAUUGACCACCUGAGCGCUGAUAUGCUGCGAAUCAACAUUGACCCACACUUCUUCACCGAGGUGUUUCAGGACCUAAAGAACCAGGGAGGAGUCAGGGAGAAAGAGAAGAUG